AGCGUCGUACGAACCCGCCUGUAGUGGAGACCGCGAGCGUGACGAGCGGACUGCGACACGUGCCGAUCGCGACGUACCGUGCAGUGUCUGUAUUGAGUGUGCUGGACUGAGAUGUGAGUGUCCUGUGCUAACUGUGGUGUCUGGUGUCGCUGUGCUCAUCUGAUACUGGUAUCGAGGUCGCGGGCGGUCGCGGGGGUAUGCGGUGGCCGGCGCGAGGUGGCUAGCACGAGAUGCAGCGUGCACGCCGCCAUCUGACGCGGCUGUUGGUCCUGUGUCUGACGCACCUGUCACCUCCCGGUGCGUGUGACGUGGCAGGUGGCGCGGGCUCAGUCAACUCGCUGCCGGCGGCGGGGGCCGCGGGGGGCGUGCGACUAGCGCCCUCCUUCGACGCGGCUACUCCACGGAACGUGACGGCGCUAGUGGGCAAGUCCGCCUACCUGAGCUGCCGCGUGCGGAACCUAGGCAAUAGAACGGUGUCCUGGAUCCGCCACCGCGACCUGCACAUCCUCACGGUGGGCGGCUACACGUACACGUCGGACCAGCGCUUCCAGGCGUCUCACUCGCCGCCCACGGACGACUGGACGCUGCAGAUCAAGUGGGCGCAGCAGCGCGACGCCGGGGUCUACGAGUGCCAGGUGUCCACGCAGCCCGUCCGCUCCUUCUUCGUGUCGCUGCACGUCGUCGAUUGCGACGAGAUCUAUCAGCGGAUGUUUGCCGACGAAGUGCCGUCGGCGCGCAUCCUGGGCGGGCCCGACCUGCACGUGGACAUCGGGUCCACCAUCAACCUGACCUGCCUCAUCCAGUUCAGUCCGGAGCCACCCGCCUACAUAUUCUGGUACCACGAGGACGAGGUGAUCUCGUACGACUCGACGCGUGGCGGCGUGUCCGUGGUGACGGAGAAGGGCGCCGCCACCACGUCGUACCUACUGGUGCAGGACGCCACGCCGGCCGACUCGGGCCGCUACUCCUGCGCGCCCUCCAACGCCGAGCUGGCGUCCGUGCGCGUGCACGUGCUCAACGGCGAGCGGCCGGCGGCCAUGCAGACGGGCUCAGCGGGCGUGUCUGACAGCUCGCGCGCCAUGCUGCUGCUGCUAGUGGCUGCGGCGCUGCACGGCCGGCUGCAGCGGGCCCAGCUGGCCAGCUGAUGCUGAUGUUACAUACAUUGAUACGUUAAUGAUAGGUUUUAUUAGCAGAUCUUGAAUGGCAACACGUACAGCAAACCGAUCGUAUUGAAGAGCGAUCCCGACACACGAACGUUUUAUAUGUUUAAAUAUAUAAUUAGAUUAUAAUUGAAGUAAAUUGAACGCUUUGCUCAAUAGCAUUGAAUGUUGGUUGUUCACCCGAGGCGAGUCAACUUAACACAUAAUGUCGCACUCACCGCCAAUUCUCUUAUCUUAUUAAUUUGGUACAAGCUGGUAUGUAUGGUGAACACAAUAUAAUAUUAAGCGUACGGUCACAGUACGUGACGACGGUGUGAGCUUCUCUAUAGAUUGAACACUUUGUAUCAAUCACAAAUUAAAUGAAGUCCUAGCAGCUCCCAAUUGACGAUCUGUUCGAGGUCUAUUCAAUUGUCGAGUUAGUAACAUCUUCUUACGUAUAUAGUCAGCUGCGGGAAGCAAUAUAAAAUUGUACGUUGUUAUAACAAUGUCAUACAAAACACGUCAUUAAGAAUUAUUUUCUAGAUAAUAUUCAUUGUAUGGACGUAUAACGUGUUUGUUAGCCUUGGACAGCGGAGUACUUAAGAGGUUCUUAUAAGUACAUAAAUAUUAAUAUCUACAAGUACAACUGUCAUUGGUAGGUAUUAGAGGACGAUCGCGACUCGCAGUGUUCUGAGGGAACACAAUAUUAGCUAAUUGUAUUUAUAAAUAUUGCAAUGAAAUUAAUAGUAAAAUUAAUUGUACUUAUAAUAAUUGAAAUAAUGUCUAACAAUAUAAUAUAAUGUAUCUGUUUCACAAUUAGUUACGUAAUGAGGUUGCUUGAUAACUUGUUAUUUUUCAAUUUCAAUUAGUUAUGUAAGUAAGUACCUACUUGUUAUUCACGAAGUACUACUUGAUACGAGCUAAUGGCAACACAAUGAUAACAGUAUCUCUACAGUAAUCUAUUUGUUUUGAAGUGUGACUGUUCUUGUUAGUACUACCUACAACAGUAAGUCGCAACACGCACGCACAGCUUUCUGUUGACUGUUGGGAAAGGUUAAGUAAAAAGUAACCUCAUUACUUAUAGAAAACCUUUUUGAAUAUUGACCUCCAAUUUACUAAUUAUAAUAUGCAUUAACAAUGAUGUUGAUAGUUGAAGCUAGCCGCGACUCGCGAGUGCAUUCUUAAACAAUUAAUGUACAUUUCACAUAAUAUUAUGACAAAGCUAAAUUUAAAACUACACACGUAAUAGAUUAAUUUAAACACUUUUUACUAGUAUUAUCAAUUAUGGUCCCUACUAUAGAUAUAGAGCUAGGGACGGGUCCCUACUCCACAGUCUACUGUGUCAACUCCAAUACAGAACGUUGUGUGACAGCUGUGGCGUCUUACAUAAUAAUAUGUCAAAACUGUCAGAAUGACGAUAAACAAACCCGAUCCGUAUGUAGAGCGAGCUGAGAAAGUUCUUAUAAACACGUUUAAUAUUACAGAUGGUUCUGUUAGAUAGAAAAAUAAUAAUAAAAUAAAGAUGGUUCGCAGACAAUUAAUUUAUAUACCUAAGUAUAUACAGUUUAGUACUUUAAAAGCAAAUUUCGUGCAUAGAUAUUAUAGAUAUCCUACAGAAGAAUAUCCUACACUAGAAUGGUCUAAUGUAGGUAUAGGAAGCUAAAGAUAUCACAAUAAUUAUCUGUGCACUAGCCAUCUGGGGUCGAGGUUGAGGUGACAUCGACAAUCACUUAAUACAUUCAACAACUUGACUACUUGUUAAAUAUAUUUUAUGUUAUUUUCAAUAUAGUUUUCAUAUUGUAUGUUGUGCGAGGGGCAUCUCAUUCCCACGAGGUGCAAAUAAUAAUAAUAUUAUGACCGAGUAGUACCUACUUGUUGUUGUGUCGUAUUAACUGACUCUGUGUCAACGACAAAUUAUUUUCUAACAAAAUGAAUGAGAUAACGAACAGCCACUGUCAGCUCAGAUACCUUCCGUCAGUGGGCUGAUGAUAUCACAAAUAGAGGGAGACAUGGCGGUCACGGGUUCGUUAUCUUCAAUUAGUUAUAAUAAUUAGUGUUAAGGAUAUUAUUGAGAAACUAUCUGUUUCAAUUUAUAAAUAUACGACCCAGAGAAAUGAUUUAUUUAUGACAUGUUUGCAAAAAUAUAUGUUAAGUACUUUAUAUUAUAGCAUAUUGGGUAGAGGGCGCCGACUGCCGAGUAUUAUUGUAAAUGAAUGGAUAUAGAGUUUAAGUGUAAGUACUAAAUUAUAAUUGUAAAUAUAAUGAUAUUAUGACAGACACCAGUUUAACAAUAAUAACUUAAAAUAGAGACUCAGUCAAGUGUAAAAUAUGAGGUAUACCUACCUAUAAUAUAUAUAAUAAAGCUAUAUGUAAGUAAUAAGUUUGUUUUCAAAUAAAAUAUUUAAUAUUUA
Molecule: messenger RNA, 3550 nt
Organism: Leptidea sinapis
Lineage: Eukaryota; Metazoa; Arthropoda; Insecta; Lepidoptera; Pieridae
Product: zwei Ig domain protein zig-8-like
Exons: 8
Coding region: 231-1145 (304 amino acids)
Biological process (GO): synapse organization
Cellular component (GO): neuron projection membrane
Source: RefSeq, a predicted model, not a curated record